Messenger RNA from Phascolarctos cinereus (koala), 686 nucleotides. RefSeq names its product eukaryotic translation initiation factor 4E family member 1B (gene EIF4E1B). Gene Ontology annotation, molecular function: translation initiation factor activity; RNA 7-methylguanosine cap binding. Gene Ontology annotation, cellular component: cytoplasm; eukaryotic translation initiation factor 4F complex. The record is from RefSeq and is a predicted model, not a curated record. Gene Ontology annotation, biological process: translational initiation. NCBI's taxonomy places the organism in Eukaryota, Metazoa, Chordata, Mammalia, Diprotodontia, Phascolarctidae.
GCAGACUGAAGUCCCAAUGCUGGAGGAGCCCCCAACGGGGAGGAAGUUGUCUCUUGGGGAAGGGUUGGAGAAGCAUCCUUUGGAAAACAGGUGGGCCUUAUGGUUCUUCAAGAAUGACAGGAACAGGGCGUGGCGGGACAACCUUCACCUGGUCACCAAGUUUGAUACUGUGGAGGACUUUUGGGCGCUCUACAGCCAUACCCAACCGGUCAGCAAACUGUCCUCUGGCUGCGACUAUGCCCUUUUCAAGGACGGCAUUGAACCUAUGUGGGAAGAUAGCAGGAAUAAGCAUGGUGGCCGCUGGCUGGUCAGCCUGGCCAAGCAACAGCGUCAGAGCGACCUUGAUCGACUCUGGCUAGAGACACUUCUUUCUCUGAUUGGAGAGGCCUUUGAAGAGUACGGUGAGGAGGUGUGUGGCGCUGUGGUCAAUGUUCGAAGCAAGGGGGACAAAAUAGCCAUCUGGACCAGCGAGGCUGAGAACCAGCCAGCUGUCACCUUUAUUGGACGUGUCUUCAAGGAGAGGCUGGGACUCUCACCGAAGGUUGUUAUUGGCUACCAGGCCCAUGCAGACACAGCCACCAAGAGCAACUCUUUUACCAAGAACAAAUUUGUGGUGUGAGGCCCCAGCGCAUAUAUCAGGUCCCUCCUGCUCAGGGCUAGUGCCCUGCCCCCACUCCCAACCCCCA